AUGGUGGUACAAAAUGAAACUGAACUGACUGAGUUUAUCAUACUUGGCUUUAGAAACCUGCAGGAGAUCCAUCUUUUGCUCUUCACUGGGUUCUUCAUCAUUUAUCUCUUCACGGUGGUGUGGAAUACCUUCAUUAUCCUAAUGACAUUGAUUGACCAGAAACUACAAACCCCUAUGUAUUUCUUCCUUGGGAACCUCUCCUUUCUGGAUAUUUGCUAUACAAGCACCACUAUCCCCCAGAUGCUGUCCCAUUUACUCUCAGAGAAAAAUAGCAUUUCCUAUAUAGGUUGUGCACUUCAGGCAUAUUUCUUUUUUUCUUUUGUGGGCAUUGAAUGCCUCCUGCUUGCAGUAAUGGCCUUUGAUCGCUAUGUUGCCAUUUGCAAUCCUCUACGCUACUCAUUGAUUAUUAGCAAAGAAAUUUGUCUCCAACUGGCUACAUCCUGCUGGGCUGGUGGUUUACUCAACUCAGUAGUACAUACCACCUUUGCCUUCCGGUUACCAUUUUGUGGCAAUAACCACCUGGAUGCUUUUUAUUGUGAUAUUGCUCCAUUAUUGAGAUUAUCAUGUGGAGACACUUCUCUUAACCAAGUUCUUUUGCUCUCCAUUGGCUUUUUCAUAGCUUGGACCCCUUUGGCAUGCAUCCUUCUAUCAUAUAGUUAUAUCAUUUCAACCAUCUUAAGUAUACACUCUUCAGAAGGCAGGAAAAAAGCCUUUUCUACCUGUUCCUCCCAUCUCACAGUGGUCCUUUUAUACUAUGGAAGUGCCCUUUUCACUUACUCAAGGUCAAAUAACAAUCAUUCUUCAAAUCAAGCUAAACUUAUUCCAGUAAUAUAUAGUAUUUUAACCCCACUUUUAAAUCCCAUCAUAUAUACCUUGCGCAAUAAAGAUGUAAUGAAUGCCUGGAGAAAUGCAAUUAAAAAUGAUGAAACAUUUUUUCUUAAAACCUAA
This is a messenger RNA of Protobothrops mucrosquamatus (brown spotted pit viper), 948 nucleotides long. RefSeq names its product olfactory receptor 5V1-like. Gene Ontology annotation, cellular component: membrane. Gene Ontology annotation, molecular function: G protein-coupled receptor activity; olfactory receptor activity. The record is from RefSeq and is a predicted model, not a curated record. NCBI's taxonomy places the organism in Eukaryota, Metazoa, Chordata, Lepidosauria, Squamata, Viperidae. Gene Ontology annotation, biological process: G protein-coupled receptor signaling pathway. The transcript has a single exon. Bases 1 to 948 code for a protein of 315 amino acids.